AUGACUGCAGCCCCAGGCGCCGAAGAAACAAGACGGGCUAAGAAGAGAGCCACCGACCGCCGAGCUCAAUACAACCACCGCCUACGUCGUAAAGCAUAUCUGCAAGAACUCGAAGACACUGUCAAGAAAUGGAACGAACACCACAGUGCUGAAGAGCGUACACAAGGACUUCUAAGAGAACGAGAUGAGUGGAAGAGCAAAUGCGAGAAGCUGGAGGCACAACUCAAUCGGGUGCGCACAGCCUUGAACGUCCCAGUCGAACCUCAAACACUCAACACGCAGCAUGAUUUGGACGAUGAUGAGCCGAGGCAGAGACAGUCUUCAGAAUCAGUCCUGGAGCACGACCGCGAUCAAGUGCUUGACACGACAGACGUUCGUACCCUGCCAUCCGAUGCUUCCGAUACAGAUAUUGCCCAAGCAGAAAAUCGACAUUUUGCAGGAUCAUAUGUUGGUGGUGAGCCCGGGUGCUCGAGUUCGGUUCCAGUCGCGAACAAUUCGCAUUACGCCCAUGACUUUGGCUUGUUACCUGUCGAUAACUAUGUUAUUACAAAUAUCGCAAUCGAAUACCCGGAGAUUCACAAUCCUUCAGCAGUCGAUUACGAAUUGAUGCCCGAUCUCUCCUCGACCGCACCAUUACCACUUCUCCAGCUCCCAUAUGAACCUUCACAUCAGCCUUUCCUGCCAACAGGUACAGCGUAUGCUGUUGGUGGUGCGGGAAUGGUUAAGUUUCACUUCCCUUUGUUGUCCCCUCCAGUCGGCGAGGCCGACAGGAUGGUGCAGCGCCUCGUUGAGGAAGCUCGAUCUGAACAUCUCCAAGGCCGCUUCGACGCAUCGGAACCUUCUCUGAAGAAGUUACUGGCAGAUCUGCCGUCAGAUGUGCUGUCAUUCCGACUGUUUCACUUCAUCACCAGCUACGGGCCUAUGCCACUGCACCUCCUACUUGGAAUCUUCUGGGUUCAAUAUCUGGUCUUGCGAUGGUUCGCACUAAGAACUCAGUCUACCUACGAGAGAUUGCCAAUAUUUAUGCGACCUACACCUUUGGAAUGUGUUAUACCACAUCGACCCUUCAUUAACAUGCUGAUAUGGCCAAAAAUUCGUCAGAAACUGAUUCAAGACCCAAGGAUGGAUCCUGAACAAUUUGGGACAUCUACGUUGCAGCAUCUCGAGACAAAAUGGUCGAAUUGUGCACCGGCAUCAUUAGACGUUCUAACCACGAUCGAGAAACAGGCCGAAGAUCUAUCCUGGUGGACCUUAAAGCCCGAUUUUUUCAAAGCACACCCAGAAUUCUCGUCUAUGAAUCUACUUGAAGUGGGCUGA
This is a messenger RNA of Lithohypha guttulata, 1317 nucleotides long. RefSeq lists its product as uncharacterized. NCBI's taxonomy places the organism in Eukaryota, Fungi, Ascomycota, Eurotiomycetes, Chaetothyriales, Trichomeriaceae. The transcript is spliced from 3 exons. The record is from RefSeq and is a predicted model, not a curated record. The coding region runs from base 1 to 1317 and encodes 438 amino acids.